AGGUGAGCCUCGCAGACAGAGAUGCGCGUUAUGGAGCGCACUUUCCGGGAGCAGCUCUUCUUUCUGGUGUUGUGCCUGUCCGUCCUCAAGGGAGACUCCAGGUAUAUUGAGAACAACGAAAUCACAAAAGAUGAAUUAUAUUCAUUUUUCAACUCGGAACUCAAGAGAGAAAUGCCCGAAGAGUUGAUGUAUCGCCGACCUUUACGUUGUCUGGACAUGGUUGCAGUGGAGGGCCAGUUCACCUUCACAGCAGAGCGCCCUCAGCUCAGCUGUGCCGCUUUCUUCAUGGCAGAGCCCAAUGAAGUGAUCAGUGUGGAUUAUGACAGCGUUGACAUUGACUGCAUGGGAGGAGACUUCAUCACUGUGUUCGACGGCUGGGUGAUGAAAGGGGAAAAGUUUCCCAGCACCCACGAUCACCCACUGGCUUUGUUCGAGCGCUAUGUGGAUUACUGCGACUCUGGAUCGCUGAGGAAAAGCGUGCGCUCUUCUCAGAACGUGGCCAUGGUCUUCUUCCGCAUUCACAGUGCCGGCAGCAGCUUCACCCUGACAGUCAGGAAACACACCAACCCCUUUCCCUGCAAUGUCAUGUCACAGUCACCAGAGGGCAGUUACACAAUGGCGAUCCCACAGCAGCACAGAAACUGCAGCUUCUCCAUCAUAUAUCCAGUAGAGAUCAGCAUCUCAGAGUUCAGCCUGGGCCACUACAACCACCUCCCCAAGAGAUCCAUGCCCGGAUGUGCAGAAUCAGGGGACUUUGUACAGCUGCUGGGGGGAAAUGGCAUUGAUACAUCAAAGCUGCUUCCCAUUACUGACCUCUGCAUCGCUUUCACUGGACCAACUCACAUGAAGAUUGGCUGUGAUAACACUGUGGUGAGGAUGGUGUCCAGCGGGAAGUUUGUCAACCGCGUGUCUUUCAGCUACAGGCUAUUAGACAGCCAAGAGCUACAGACGAUCAAACUCAACAAUGUGGAAGAUUUCUGUUUCAAUAACUGAUCCUAACAGGAUCUUAUGUGACAAAUGUAGCAUUUGACUGCAAAUGUUUUUAAAACUGCUUUAAGUGAAAGUAACAGUCAGUCCCUCUGAUUAGAUAAAAUGUCUGAGGACAUUGAAAUAAAAGUGUACGAAAAAUAAAAGAUAAGUGUCAUAGGACUAUUAUGAUAUUACACACUCCACUUUACAUUUUUUUAAAAUAGAUUUUUCUUUUAAAUUUCAUUCAUCUUAUUGUAAAUAAAUUUAAUUAAGUGUCAUUUUGUGUUUGGUGGAACCACACUUGUUUUUAUAUGCUGUGAGCGCUCUUUGUGCAUUUAUCAGAAUUAGACUUAUGUUGUUGUUUUGGGAGUUUGUCAUCAACAUUCUUGAUAAGGAAUGGUGCUAAAAUGAAUGUCACCUUCUGUUUGUGUGAGUACUGGUGAUGUGCUGAAUCAUGGACAUGGAGGGUGAACAUAAAGUGAGGGAGUAUGCCAUCGCCAUUUGAGGAGAUUUGAUUAAAAAAAAGACCAAAAAUGUUUUUUGUAAUAAAAUGAUAUUGCAUGA
Neolamprologus brichardi is the source of this 1533-nucleotide messenger RNA. It is a transcript of the gene crhbp, whose product is annotated as corticotropin releasing hormone binding protein. The record is from RefSeq and is a predicted model, not a curated record. Gene Ontology annotation, biological process: negative regulation of corticotropin secretion; hormone-mediated signaling pathway; negative regulation of corticotropin-releasing hormone receptor activity. Gene Ontology annotation, molecular function: corticotropin-releasing hormone binding. Lineage: Eukaryota; Metazoa; Chordata; Actinopteri; Cichliformes; Cichlidae.